Danaus plexippus (monarch butterfly) is the source of this 2331-nucleotide messenger RNA. Its product is annotated as eukaryotic translation initiation factor 2-alpha kinase 1-like. Lineage: Eukaryota; Metazoa; Arthropoda; Insecta; Lepidoptera; Nymphalidae. Gene Ontology annotation, molecular function: protein kinase activity; ATP binding. The record is from RefSeq and is a predicted model, not a curated record. Gene Ontology annotation, biological process: protein phosphorylation. The transcript has 3 exons. The coding region runs from base 235 to 1962 and encodes 575 amino acids.
UUUGACAUAUUGUGACAAUACUUCAUCUUGAUGUGAAUUAGUGUUAUUGUGUAAUGUGUUGUAUUUUGUAACUUAUUUUAAUUCCUUUUGAUUCCAUAAAUUGUUUAAAAUGUAUAACCAAUCACAAACAUACUGUAAAACUUAGAUUGUCGGAACAUGUUGGCAAUAAACUAUAGUGAAACAAGAUCGUGGAUACAACAUCUAAGCCACUAAAGAAAAAAGAAGAUUAUAAAAAUGAGUACCAAAACUAAUAAGUGGGAAGCUCUGGCUACUGUUAAAUCUUUUGAUCUAGGCAUAGCCCGAAGCGGUCAACACGAAUCUGUCUUGCAACAAAGCAUCAAUCAAAUCGAGGUCAUCAACUCAACAGCCACAACACCCAUCAGUCUUCUGGUUCAAUCUCUGGUGAAGCAGCUAUGUUCCCUCCUGGAGAAAGAUGUCUCCAGAGCCAACACUCUUUACAACACAAUCUGUGAGAAGUUACAUAGCAUGAAUCUUAUCGACGAUUCCUAUUCGAUGGGAGAAUUUGAGGUCAUGAGGAGCCAGUAUCAAAGAGCUUUGUAUCAGCUGGUGACAGUUGCCAGCGGCUCCGAAAUACCCAUAACCCUGCCAGUGACAUGGCCGAUAAAUAGGUCUGGCUUGGAAUGGUCCCGUUACCACAAAGAGUUCGAGGAACUCUUCUUUAUAGCUGGAGGUGGUUUCGGUAGCGUGUUCAAAGCUCGACACAGAUUGGACGGAGUGGAAUACGCCGUUAAGAAGGUUUAUAUUAAAUCUUCCGAUGUCAACUCUAUUAUGACCCAUCUAGCUGAAGUUAAAACUAUAGCUAGUUUGAAUCAUCCUAAUAUAGUAAACUAUAAAGCUGCGUGGCUGGAACCGAUGAUAGAGUCCACCGUCAAAAAGAAGCGCAAUUGUAAAAUGGAGACCGAUGACGACAGUUUCUCUUCAGGCUCCAGCCAGUUUUCUUCGGUUUAUCCGAAUGUGAUGAAAUCAUUCAAAACCUAUAAUUCCAAAGACCUCACUAAAGAUCGGAGCCAGUCUGACUUCGUGAUAUCGUUUAAAAAUUCAAACAGUUUUGAAAAUUCCGCGACUUCCGAUGAAAUAGAAACCGACAGCGAGGAUGAGCCGAAUUUUUCUGAAAACAACGCAAUCUGCAAACUGUUAUCUAGCAAGGAAUACGAGAACUGUUCUAGAGUCAACUUGAAAUGGGCCACGCUCUAUAUACAGAUGACUUAUUGUCAGCAGACGUUGAAGCAGUGGCUGGACGAUAGAAACAAUCACAUGACCCUGGCUCGCAAAAACUCGGACGACCUGACCCUUCACCACAGCGAUUCCAGCGAUUCGGCUAACUUCGAAACAGACAACAACUAUCCUCUAACUUCGACCCGUUAUGAUGUUCUCGUGGACAUGUUUACGCAACUGGUGAAAGGUCUGCAUUAUAUACACUCGAGGGGGGUGAUCCACCACGACGUGAAGCCCAGCAAUGUUUUUGUGGCUCCGAGUGAAAGUGGACCCUUGGUACAAUUGGGUGACUUCGGGCUGGCCUGCCCGUUGCAGCAGUCUCACAGUGGACUAGCGCUCGGCACGCAUCUUUAUGCAGCCCCAGAACAAUUGGAAGGACAAUGCAAUCCUAAGAGUGACAUGUAUUCUCUAGGGAUUAUACUCCUGGAGAUGGUGGAGCCAUUCAGCACUGACAUGGAGCGCGUGAAGACUAUAAAUGACCUUCGGAAAGGUCAAAUCCCAGCUCACCUCACUGCCAACUAUCCUAAAAUAACUCAUAUUAUCGGGAAGCUAGUUCAGAGAAGGCCAAGCAGGCGUCUGGACACCGGCCAGCUGCUGGAAGAACUGAAACAAUUGUCUGAGAAUAAAGACGACACUAUAAGGUCUCUGAAAGAAGAAUUAGCGGCCAAGGACGAAGAAAUAGCCAAGUUGAAGAUGAUGUUGGCCAAACUGAACUACCCCAGCUAACGUAGGCAUUAGGAUAACAGUUCCAUUCAAGUUAAUCUCAUAAUGACACUCAGUUUGGUUGAAUUGAUUCUGUAGAACUUGUGCCUUAGACGUCGCAAAUAUGUUGUACUUGUGUUAUUUGAGGGUUGUUGUAAUGACGGAACAUAUUAAUAAACACUAAGAGCCAGAAGCCUUUCGUCCUCUCUAAUGAUUCUGCCAGCAAAAAUUCUGUAUAAUCUUCAACACAAUAUUUUCUUUAAUUCUGAAUUCUACUCGAACUCAUUCCUCUUUAACAAACCAGGGCUCGGCUUCCUCGUGAUCCUAGUAUUAUUCUUAAAUUUGUGUCCGUGUGUUUGUGUGUGUUUAUUAAAUAUAGGUGAUUGAUUUUAA